CGUUUUCCUUCCUGAACUCUCUGCUCUCCCAGACGCACAGAGAAUUAUCAUGUCUUCCCUCAUCUUCUCGUCCGUUUCGAGUAUCUGGAAGGUUGUAGAACAAAGCAUAACCUGAGGACAAUGAGUGUCUUAGUAGGCGCAGUAGAUAAGAUAAAGGUAGGCGGCGGUAGAUUCAUCUAUGUAGUAGGCAUGUAUGUAUGUCUGAGGAGUACUCCGUUCCUCAGUCUAUCCGUCCUAUAUGAGGUACCUAUUCGUGUAGGUGUGUGAGUAUGUGUAUGGGUGCGGAUGGGUGUGGGCGGGAAUGCCUGGUAGUGGCAGAAGAGUUCCGUUAGAGCAGAAUAAUAGACGCUGUCCUCUCUCUCUCUUCUUCGACUCUUUUCAAGGCUUUUUACUGUGUCUAUUCCCUCUCCACUCCCUUUCUCCUUCUUCUCUUCUCCUUCAUCCUCAUUCUCUUCUCAUCCAGGUCGUUUGUCCUGCUCGUUCGUUCGUUCGUUCGUUCGCUCGCUCGAUCGUUCGUCACUCAGUUCGUUGGAGCCAACUACCUCGUUCAUCCCCGUUUCCCUCCUAUUCCACCAUCCGUGCUGUCCACCACAACGUUUGGUUCUCACUACUGUUCGGUCCGCGCAGUAGUGGUUCAUUAGCCGACCAACCAUCCACCACCAUCUUCACACUAUUUCCAAGGUUCGUUGGCCAAAUCUGUUUGCUUCCUUCCUUCCACGUUCGCUCUCUAGCUCGCUCGCGCCUGCGCCUCUACGCCCCGCUGUACCUUGACGCUACUUGCCUUACCCUUCCCUGCCUUACCCUUCGUGCCUUCCCUACCCUGCUCGCCCUAACCUAUGUGCCUUCCCUACACUACCACACUACCGUCCUCGUAACCUACCCUUCCUUCCUACCAAAACCAACAUUUCCUACCUAACCUUCCUUCCCAUAUUCUCUCUACUCUCUCUAUUCUCUCUAUUCCUCUCUCUCUCUCUCUCUCUUUACUACCCUUCCUCUUCUUUCUCUUUUCGCUUUACUCUCCAAAUCCAUCAUCCCUAAUUCCUCACCCCCUCCCCCUCCUCAUAUUCAUCUAUUCAUCACCUCAUCAUUUCAUCAAUCAACAUCAUCCGAUUCUUCUCUGGCCGAAUUGCUGUUGCUACUUCUACGGCAACGACAACGAGUACUA
Messenger RNA from Aaosphaeria arxii CBS 175.79, 1165 nucleotides. RefSeq lists its product as uncharacterized. The record is from RefSeq and is a predicted model, not a curated record. NCBI's taxonomy places the organism in Eukaryota, Fungi, Ascomycota, Dothideomycetes, Pleosporales. The transcript has 2 exons. Bases 302 to 916 code for a protein of 204 amino acids.